AUGGCCAGCUCGUCAGAAAAUAAGGACCACGAUGAUUUUCCGCUUGCAGAUGAAGCCGAUGAAAUCACAAUGAUGUCUGGUCGGACCCCUAGGCCGGCAGCUCCGUUACCACGUGAGGAACCUCCCGAGGAUCCAGAGGAAAAGGCACGCACAAUCGCUCAAGUCCUCGAGCUUCAGAAUACGUUGGAUGAUCUCAGCCAGCGGGUCGAUUCAGUCAAAGAAGAAAGCCUGCGGCUUCGAAGCGAAAAUCAGGUACUCGGCCAAUAUAUCCAAAAUCUGAUGGGAAGCAGCUCGGUCUUCCAAUCCAGCCACCCGAGCAAACAGGCUGCCCACAAGAACGAGAUGUUCGGAGCCUUCUUCUGG
Mesorhabditis spiculigera is the source of this 363-nucleotide messenger RNA. Lineage: Eukaryota; Metazoa; Nematoda; Chromadorea; Rhabditida; Rhabditidae. The record is from the annotation of a GenBank genome assembly.